UUUGGUUUUGAUAGAAUGGCGGAAUUUACCUUUAAAGUGAGGUUACGUUAUGCGUGAUAGAUAUCGGUCACACAUAUUUAAGCUUACUCAACAUAAGAAUCAAUGAGUUGUUCAUUAUUUCUUUUGCCGUUUCACAAAAAGAAUAAUGACCAGUGUUGUAUUAAAUAGAGAUAAAUCUAAAAAGCUGUCUACAAAAGAGGAGCUGUCUCUGUUAGACAAAGAGAAUUUGAUUGACAGAAUUCUGCAGCUUGAAGCUCAUAACUUCCAAUUAAAAAAAAUAAUCAGCAAAACUAACGAGGAUGGUCGGAAAAAAUCAUCGAGCGAGCAUAAAAGCAGAAAAAAUUUUGAUUUUUCAAAAAGUCAAAAAAGACAUAUUUUACUAAAGUUCUAUUACCUUGGCUGGGACUAUCAUGGUUUCGCUGUACAAGAAGAUACUACCAAUACGGUAGAGCAUUAUUUAUUUGAAGCAUUGAUAAAAAGUUGUUGCAUUCAGAACCGCGAGACAUCAAAUUAUCAUCGAUGUGGUCGCACGGAUAAGGGUGUCAGUGCAUUCUCCCAAGUUAUAUCGUUAGACAUUCGCAGUAGACUCUCACUUGAAAAUCAGAUUGACUUGCAAGCUGAAUUACCUUACUGCAAGAUAUUAAACAGGCUUUUGCCCAAGAAUAUACGUUGUAUAGCUUGGUCACCAGCAUCAGAUCAGUUUUCAGCAAGAUUUGACUGCAAACACAGAAUGUACAAAUACUUUUUCCCACGAGGGAAUCUUAAUAUUAAUACUAUGAACAAUGCUGUCAAAUACAUCAUGGGUCAUCACGAUUUUCGAAAUAUUUGCAAAAUGGAUGUGGCAAAUGGUGUUGUUAAUUUUAACAGAUCAAUUCUUCAUGCAGAAGUUAGUGUAUACAGAAGGGAUCCUGAUCAAAAUGAGGGAUAUGAUAUGUGUCAACUUAUUAUUACGAGUCAAGCAUUUUUGUGGCAUCAGAUUCGAUGCAUUAUGGGUGUGUUGUUACUUGUUGGCCAAGGAAAUGAGAAGCCUGAAGUAAUGCUGGAAUUAUUGGAUGUUGAAAAAUACCCAUGUAAACCGCAAUACAAUUUAGCUCAUGAAAUUCCAUUGAAUCUAUUUCACUGUGAGUACGAGGAGAGUGAAUGGUUUAUCGAUAAUAAAGAAUUAAUGGAAGUUAUAAAGACGCUGCAACAAGACUGGGCACUUAAUACUAUUAAAUCGACAAUGAUUCGAAAUAUGCUUAUGGAGCUGGAAUCUAAACUAGAGAAUGAUGUCGAUACGAAAUUCCAAAAUUAUUGUUUACUGCAAGGUGUACAAUCAAAAGUAUACCAACCACUAAUGAAACGAAUGACAUGUGUCUGGAAAAUAGAAUAGAACAUUACAUUAAGAAACGUCGACUGAAUUUAAAGCAAGAAGAGACUACGAAAGAAACUAAAUUAUAAAAUAUUAAUAAAUAUAAGAAAUGCUUAUAUUUAUUAAGUACAUUUUUGUAUUCAUUAAU
Molecule: messenger RNA, 1499 nt
Organism: Cephus cinctus (wheat stem sawfly)
Lineage: Eukaryota; Metazoa; Arthropoda; Insecta; Hymenoptera; Cephidae
Product: tRNA pseudouridine(38/39) synthase
Exons: 6
Coding region: 146-1372 (408 amino acids)
Biological process (GO): tRNA pseudouridine synthesis; mRNA pseudouridine synthesis
Cellular component (GO): cytoplasm; nucleus
Molecular function (GO): pseudouridine synthase activity; RNA binding
Source: RefSeq, a predicted model, not a curated record